AUGGUGACAAUUAUUGGAGGAAUUACCAAGGGUGUCUGUUGUUAUUCCUAUACCUCGAUUUUGUUGUACGUUUCCGACACUGUCUUGUCAGAAUUUUUAUUACGGUUGAUAUCAGAUUUGAUUAAGGACAUUCCAACUUUAGCUCCCGAUUACAUUCUUGAAGUUAAGCUCGUUUCUCUGCCAGUACAGGCACCGGCACCCGUUGUCGAAUGGAUUAAUCGAUAUUCGUCGUAUGACAAAGUGCUCAUUAUUAUUGCCGGGAUUGACGAUUAA
This is a messenger RNA of Macrosiphum euphorbiae (potato aphid), 273 nucleotides long. The record is from the annotation of a GenBank genome assembly. Lineage: Eukaryota; Metazoa; Arthropoda; Insecta; Hemiptera; Aphididae.